Momordica charantia (bitter melon) is the source of this 5528-nucleotide messenger RNA. NCBI's taxonomy places the organism in Eukaryota, Viridiplantae, Streptophyta, Magnoliopsida, Cucurbitales, Cucurbitaceae. The record is from RefSeq and is a predicted model, not a curated record.
AGAAGAAAAAAGGGAAAAAAGAAGGAAGAAGAUGAAAUAUGAUGGAUGUUAAUGAUGAUUUGAAUCGUAGGGUGAGGAUGAAGGGUUGAUUGUCCAGCCAUGUUGGUCGCCAUGCGAAGACAUAUAAAAGCAUUUCGGUUGAGAGGGAAAGAAAGAGAGACUUGGUAGCCACGGAUUGGCGCGAAAUUAAAGGGAACUACCGAAUUUACCGGCCUUUCUGAACAAUGUCACUCCCACAAUCCAUCGGAUCCAGAUUCACUAGCUCUCUCUCUCUAAAGCAGACAAAAUUUACUUUCUCAGAUCACAAUACCCUCUUUUGGUUCAUUUUUUUCACUUUUCUUUCCACCAAUCUUUCUGGGAAAUGUCUCUUUCGUCCAUUUUCUUGCAUUACACUCCCACCCAUCUUUGAUUUACUCCCUGUUCUUCUGCUUUCUGAUGUGAAUUUAAGCCAUGAUUUUUGCCAAAAGGGCCAUUUGGGGUGCCAUUUUUAGCCGUCCUGUCGCUGGUAUGCUGUAUGAAUUAGGCAGCUGAGGUGUUUGAAGAAAGUACCCAAUCGUCAACAGGCUUCAGAUUGCAGCAUUACAAAUGGGUACUCCAGUUAACAUUAUUGUAGGUUCUCAUGUCUGGAUUGAAGAUCCAGAAGUUGCUUGGCUUGAUGGACAGGUUUCCAAGAUUACAGGGCAGGAAGCUGAGAUCGAAGCCAGCAAUGGGAAAAAAGUUGUUGCAAAAUUAUCCAAAAUAUACCCAAAAGAUAUGGAGGCUCCAGCUGGUGGCGUUGAUGACAUGACGAAGCUAUCUUACUUGCAUGAGCCUGGAGUUCUACAAAAUUUAAAAAUUCGAUAUGAACUCAAUGAAAUCUAUACCUACACUGGCAAUAUUCUUAUUGCAAUUAAUCCAUUCCAAAGACUUCCUCAUAUUUAUGAUGGUCACAUGAUGCAACAAUACAAAGGAGCACCAUUUGGAGAACUGAGUCCUCAUGUUUUUGCCGUUGCUGAUGUUGCAUACAGGGCAAUGAUUAAUGAGGGUAAAAGCAAUUCGAUUCUUGUCAGUGGUGAAAGUGGAGCAGGGAAAACUGAAACCACAAAAAUGCUCAUGCGGUACCUUGCAUUUUUAGGUGGCCGGGUAGCCACUGAAGGACGAACAGUUGAGCAACAAGUUCUUGAGUCAAAUCCAGUGCUUGAAGCUUUUGGAAAUGCUAAAACUGUUAGAAAUAACAAUUCCAGUCGCUUUGGUAAAUUUGUUGAAAUCCAGUUUGACAAGCAUGGAAGAAUCUCAGGAGCAGCCAUCCGAACUUACCUUCUUGAGAGAUCUCGUGUUUGCCAAGUUUCUGAUCCUGAGCGCAAUUAUCACUGCUUUUACCUCCUUUGUGCUGCACCUCAGGAGGAAAUUGAAAAAUACAAGCUGGGAAAUCCCAAGUCAUUUCAUUACCUUAAUCAAUCAAAUUGCUAUGAACUGGUCGAUGUAAGUGAUGCUCAUGACUACCUAGCCACUAGAAGAGCUAUGGAUAUUGUUGGAAUUAGUGCUAAGGAGCAGGAAGCAAUUUUUAGGGUUGUUGCUGCUAUUCUUCAUCUUGGAAAUAUUGAAUUUACAAAGGGCAAAGAUGUUGAUUCAUCAGUUCCAAAAGAUGACAAGGCCAAAUUUCAUCUUAAAAUGACUGCAGAGCUUCUCAUGUGUGAUGCUGUUGGCCUUGAAGAUGCAUUAUGCAAGCGUGUCAUGAUCACCCCUGAAGAAGUGAUAAAACGUAGCUUGGAUCCUCAAAGUGCGGCUGUUAGCCGAGAUGGUUUGGCCAAAACUAUAUAUUCUCGACUAUUUGACUGGUUGGUUGAUAAAAUUAAUGUCUCAAUUGGACAAGAUCCUAAUUCCAAGUCCCUGAUCGGGGUCCUUGAUAUCUAUGGUUUUGAAAGCUUCAAAGCUAACAGUUUUGAGCAGUUCUGUAUUAAUUUCACAAAUGAGAAGUUACAGCAGCACUUCAAUCAGCACGUUUUCAAAAUGGAACAAGAAGAAUACACGAAAGAAGAGAUUGAUUGGAGCUACAUUGAGUUUGUCGACAAUCAAGAUGUGUUGGAUCUUAUUGAAAAGAAACCUGGUGGAAUUGUGGCUCUCCUUGAUGAAGCUUGCAUGUUCCCAAAGUCAACACAUGAAACAUUUGCUAACAAGCUCUAUCAGACUUUCAAGAGUCAUAAGCGGUUUAUAAAACCCAAACUUUCUCGAACAGACUUUACCAUUGCUCAUUAUGCUGGAGAGGUUUUAUAUCAAUCUGAACAGUUUUUGGACAAAAACAAGGAUUACGUUGUUCCUGAACAUCAGGAUUUGUUGGGUGCCUCCAAGUGUCCAUUUGUAGCUGGCCUUUUCCCUCCACUAAAAGAAGAAUCUGCAAAAUCUUCCAAGUUCUCUUCCAUUGGGUCUCGCUUUAAGCUACAACUACAACAGUUAAUGGAAACAUUAAAUUCUACAGAACCUCACUACAUCAGAUGUGUGAAGCCAAACAAUCUCUUAAAACCUGCCAUCUUUGAGAAUGUCAACAUAAUGCAACAGCUGCGUUGUGGUGGUGUCUUGGAAGCAAUCAGGAUCAGUUGUGCUGGGUACCCUACUCGCCGUGCUUUCUUUGAAUUCAUUAACCGAUUUGGAAUUCUAGCUCAAGAAUCAUUAGAAGGAAACUAUGACGAAAAAGCUGUGUGUAAAAAGAUAUUAGAAAAGCAGGGACUUAAAGGGUUUCAGAUAGGUAAGACAAAAGUAUUCCUUAGGGCUGGUCAGAUGGCUGAAUUAGACGCACGAAGAGCAGAGGUGCUGAGUAAUGCAGCAAAGACUAUUCAACGGCGCACACGAACCCAUAUUGCUCGUAAACAGUUUAUUGCAUUACGAAAGGCAACCAUACAUGUGCAAUCUAGGUGGAGAGGAAAACUGGCUUGCAAACUUUUCAAGAAUUUGAAGAGGGAGGCAGCUGCUGUGAAAAUUCAGAAGAAUGCUCGAAGAUUUCACGCGAGAAAAUCCUAUAAAAAACUACAAAUUUCAGUGCUUGCUGUGCAAACUGGUUUAAGGGCAAUGGCAGCAAGGAACGAAUUCAGAUUUAGGAAGCAGACCAAGGCGGCAAUUAUCAUUCAGGCUCGAUGGCGUUGCCAUAAAGCUGCCUCAUACUAUAAGAAACUUCAGAGAGGCUCAGUAAUUGCACAAUGUAGAUGGAGGGGAAAGGUCGCAAGAAAGGAACUUAGAAAACUCAAAUUGGCUGCAAGGGAGACUGGCGCACUAAAAGAAGCAAAGGAUAAGUUGGAAAAGAAAGUGGAGGAGCUUACUUGGCGCAUACAACUAGAAAAACGUCUAAGGACGGACCUGGAAGAGGCAAAAGCACAGGAGAUAGCGAAAUUACAAAAUUCCUUGCAAGAAAUGCAGGCCAAAGUUGAAGAAACUAACUCAAUUCUAGUAAAGGAGCGAGAGGCUGUCAAGAAGGCUGUUGAAGAAGCACCUCCCGUUAUACAAGAAACCCAAGUUCUUGUUGAAGAUACUAUGAAAAUUGAUGCUUUGACAGCAGAAGUAGAAAGCUUAAAGACCUCACUGGAGACGGAGAAAAGUAGAGCCGAUGAAUAUGAGAAAAAAUGUGGUGAAGUAGAACAGUCUAGAGAUGAACAGCGUAAAAAGUUAGAAGAUACUGAGAAAAAAGCUCAUCAGCUCCAGGAAUCAUUGACCAGGCUAGAAGAGAAGCUUUCCAAUUUGGAAUCAGAGAAUCAAGUUUUACGCCAACAAGCUGUCUCUAUGGCACCUAAUAAACUCCUCUCCGGACGGUCUCGAUCAAUUCUUCAGAGGGGUGCUGAAAGUGGUCACUAUGGAGGGGAAGGGAGGACACCUUUGGAUCUACACAGCCCUUCUAUUAACCAAAGGGAUGCAGAAGUCGAGGAUAAACCUCAAAAAUCACUUAAUGAGAAACAGCAAGAGAAUCAGGAAUUGCUCAUUAGAUGUAUUGCUCAGCACCUAGGCUUUGCAGGAAACAGGCCAAUUGCUGCUUGUAUCAUCUACAAGUGCCUGCUUCAGUGGAGGUCAUUUGAAGUCGAACGCACCAGUGUAUUUGAUAGGAUAAUUCAAACCAUAGGCCAUGCAAUUGAGACCCAGGAUAACAAUGAUGUCUUGGCCUAUUGGUUGUCCAAUGCUUCAACGCUUCUCUUACUGCUUCAGCGCACUUUGAAAGCUAGUGGUGCGGCUGGAAUGGCUCCACAGCGUCGGCGAUCAUCGUCGGCUACGCUAUUUGGGAGGAUGACUCAAAGUUUUCGAGGAGCUCCACAGGGAGUCAACCUAUCCUUAAUCAAUGGUGGAACUGGUGGAGGAGUUGACACUUUAAGACAAGUUGAAGCAAAGUACCCUGCUUUGCUUUUCAAGCAGCAGCUGACAGCAUAUGUAGAGAAAAUUUAUGGAAUGAUAAGAGAUAAUUUGAAGAAAGAAAUUUCCCCAUUGCUAGGAUUGUGCAUCCAGGCACCAAGAACAUCAAGGGCAAGUUUAGUGAAGGGAUCUUCUCGUUCUGUUGCCACAACAGAGGCCCAGCGCGCCUUAAUUGCUCACUGGCAAGGAAUUGUGAAGAGCCUUGGAAACUUCUUAAACACCUUAAAAGCAAAUCAUGUACCCCCGUUUUUAGUUCGGAAAGUCUUCAUACAAAUAUUUUCUUUUAUCAACGUUCAACUAUUUAACAGUCUUCUUUUACGACGAGAAUGUUGUUCAUUUAGCAAUGGCGAAUACGUCAAAGCUGGGCUGUCUGAAUUAGAACAUUGGUGUUAUAAGGCUACUGAUGAGUAUGCAGGUUCUGCUUGGGACGAGCUGAAGCAUAUUCGACAAGCGAUCGGGUUUCUGGUCAUUCAUCAGAAGCCAAAGAAGACACUCGAUGAAAUAAGCCACGAUCUAUGCCCUGUACUAAGUAUUCAGCAGCUGUAUCGUAUAAGUACGAUGUACUGGGACGACAAGUAUGGUACCCAUAGUGUUUCCCCUGAUGUUAUAUCCAAUAUGAGGGUGCUAAUGACCGAAGAUUCGAACCAUGCAAUUAGCAAUUCAUUUCUAUUGGACGACGAUUCAAGCAUUCCAUUUUCAGUUGAUGAUUUAUCAAAGUCCAUGGAGCAAAUAGACAUCGGAGACAUCGAACCACCGCCACUGAUUCGCGAGAACUCGGGCUUUAGUUUCUUGUUACCACGAACGGACUAAUGGAUGAAUCUUCAAUCUCUCUCUCUUGGAGCAUAAUUCGCCAAAGUUUCGAUCUUAAUUAAACCCCUCAAAUGCUGAGUUCUAGAGAUUCAAACAUGCCUUGCAGUUUGAAGUGAAAUGGAGCUCACCAAUCUUCCUCCAAAUGGCUUAGAUAUUGCUUCAAAUCACUUCCUAGCAUUGUAGCCCAAUUUUUUUUCUUCUUUACUACACUUUGUAUGAGUUUAGAUUUUUUGAGACAGAACCAGUGAAGUAGAAGGCAUCCAUCCUAUCAUAGAUCUCCACAUUUUUCUUUGUAUUUUAGUUGUACUUUCUCUGAGAUUGUUUCCAUUACCUUUAUAAAUAAUAAAUUAAAU